Molecule: messenger RNA, 3194 nt
Organism: Salvelinus namaycush (lake trout)
Lineage: Eukaryota; Metazoa; Chordata; Actinopteri; Salmoniformes; Salmonidae
Product: glutamate receptor ionotropic, delta-2-like
Exons: 5
Coding region: 19-1155 (378 amino acids)
Biological process (GO): synaptic transmission, glutamatergic; modulation of chemical synaptic transmission; monoatomic ion transport
Cellular component (GO): postsynaptic membrane; plasma membrane
Molecular function (GO): transmitter-gated monoatomic ion channel activity involved in regulation of postsynaptic membrane potential; glutamate receptor activity
Source: RefSeq, a predicted model, not a curated record
ACCACCCUGGCCACGAGGAUGAUGAUGGGGGUAUGGUGGCUCUUUGCUUUGAUCGUCAUCUCCUCCUACACGGCCAACCUGGCUGCCUUCCUCACCAUCAGCCGCAUCGAGAACUCCAUCCAGUCUCUCCAGGACCUGUCCAAGCAGACAGAGUUGCCCUACGGGACGGUGUUGGACUCAGCUGUGUACGAGCAGGUGCGCAGUAAGGCCAUGAACCCCUUUGAAAGGGACCCCAUGUACUCCCAGAUGUGGCGUAUGAUCAACCGCACCGGAGGGGCCGACAACAACGUGGAGGAGUCCAAGGAGGGCAUCCGCAAGGUGAAGUACGGGCAUUUUGCCUUUGUGUGGGAUGUGGCGGUGCUGGAGUAUGUGGGCAUCAACGAUGAGGACUGCUCCUUCUACACUGUGGGGAACAAGGCACCAGACCGGGGCUACGGCAUCGCCCUGCAGCACGGCAGUCCAUACAGGGACAUCUUCUCCCAGAGGAUCCUGGAGCUGCAGCAGAACGGGGACAUGGACAUCCUGAAGCUGAAGUGGUGGCCACGGGACAGCCCGUGUGACCUGUACUCUGCGGUGCACACUAAACACCGCGGCAGCGCCCUGGACAUCCACAGCUUUGCCGGCGUGUUCUGCGUGCUGGCGGCGGGUGUGGUGGUCUCCUGUCUCAUUGCCAUGGUGGAGACCUGGUGGACAAGGAGGAAGGGCUCACGAGUCCCCUCCAAAGAGGAUGAUAAGGAGAUCGACCUGGAGCACCUUCACCGCAGGGUUAACAGCCUGUGCACAGAGGACGACAGCCCCCACAAACAGUUCUCCACCUCCUCCAUUGACCUGACGCCACUGGACAUGGACUCUAUGCCGGCCAACCGGCAGGCCCUGGAGCAGAUCAGCGACUUCCGAAACACGCACAUCACCACUACCACCUUCAUCCCCGAGCAGAUCCAGACCCUCAGCCGCAGCCUGUCUGCCAAGGCCCAACAGGGCUUCGCCUUUGGUCCCGUGCAGGACCACCGGACUGGGGGGCCCUUCAGGCAGAGAGCCCCCAACGGAGGCUUCUUCCGCAGCCCCAUCAAGACUAUGUCCUCCAUACCCUACCAGCCCACUCCCCAGCCCAACUUCGGCUACGGCAACGACCCAGACCGGGGCACGUCCAUAUGAGGCGAGAAGGAGUAUGCCGCACAGCGAGAGAAGGAUGAAAUUAAACGCACUCAAAAAAAUCUAUGUACAUAGGAAUCUUUUUCAGUUCUGAUUUUUUGAGGGGCUUUGCUUUUGUUUGGUGGGGGGGGUGAUUUUCCUGCUGAAACCUGGUGGUGAGAGGUCGGGGACUUGAAUAUUUGCUUUAUUGUCAUCAUUCUCAUGGUUGUCUAGGGAUCAUUUGGGUGUGACGGGGCUCUGUUUUCUCUUUUUUGUUUCAUGGCAUUUGAGGACUGCCUUUCUGAAGAAGCUUUUGGACCCAACAAGGAGGACAUGUAUUUGUUUUUUACAACAGAAAACACUUUUCUGUUCUUGAAAUCCACAAAUCGGCAACAACCCUAUGCUCAUUUGAAGGAUGUUCUUGUCUUUGCCUUUCACCAUAUGGGACUCCAUCCCACUCAGUUCUCUGGUGUUGAUCAUCAAUGCCUGUACUCCAAAUCUGAAAUCUGCCCCAAAAUGGGUGUCCAUUGGCUCCACUACCCUGCAGACUGAGACCUCACUGUCUGAGCUCUGGGCACGCUUCGUCAUUUUUGUGCACAUAAGGCUCCAUCAAUUCCACUGCACUGUACCAGUGCCCAUAGACCUGUAUUUGAUUGUAUGUAGUUUGGAUCUUUUUUUCUCACCUGUACUGUGCUGUCUAUUUCAAGGUGAGCGCCUCAGCCUCUAAACAAACACUUGAGAGAUGCAUAGAGGGACAAAAAGGAACUGAAAAUAACAGAGAUAAAAGACAACAGAAAAAGGACUUUAAAAAGCAGCUGAGGCUAUUGUAUGUAUUUUAUUGAAUUUGUUUUGAAAAUCUAUUUCAAUCCGUGGAAUGUGUUUGGUCAGAAUGUCACACCCAAAAAAAAUUUGGCGCUGUCUCAGUUUUUUUUCUACCAAUUUUGAAAAGCGCUAAAUGACUGCUAUAGUCUUACUCUGGUUUGCAUCAUCAAUCAUAUUCAAAAAACUGUUGUUUUUUUUUUUACCUAAUUUGUAGUUCUACCAGGGCUCAGUCAGAAAAAAAGUCACAUUUCAUUCUCCAGUCCACUAACUGACUGUUGUGUAGCUGUAAGGGCAAACAGUUGAGCUCAGAGUGAGGAGAACCCCUUUCAGAUAACAUCCUCAGUACAAGCCAUAUCAGUACAGGCUGGCUUCACCUUGCCAGUUUCCUGCUUCAAUAGGAUUUCUUGCCAUUGGAACUGUAGAGCUGAUGGCAUUCAUUUUGAAAGAUCUUUCUUCAUUUCUUAAAUGUUAAGGGUACUGUUUAUCUAACUUUUUUUAAAGUGCCAAUUGUUUAAUUGAGGCCAUUUAAGGUGCAGUUUGGAGGGAGGGGGUCAAAAAAGAUAUAUUUUGUGAAGGGAAAAGUGGAACCAAACCUUUUCACUAACACUGUAUUAAUAUUUAAUAAUGUUUGUUGUUUAGAAUGAGCUUUCAGUUUGUUAUCUUAAGACUAAACCGCAAAUGUUGUGCGUAGAGAACAGAAGCCGUGUUUGAUGCAAGCCUUCUAGAUUUUCUUUUCUUAAGCUACGGUAUGGCUAUCGAAUGACAAUAGGACACAGACGAUGUUUCAAGAAAUUUUAUUUCCUAUUAAUGACAGACACAUUAUGAAAUAUGUAUAUUUUACAUGUUGAUGCUAUAUUUGUUUAAAAAAAAAAAAGAAUAUAUCAUAUGAGCAUUGAGUUAGCAGUCACCCUAUACAUUUGGUUUCCCUCAGUUCCAGCCCACACAUAAGCUCUCUCAUGUCAUCUUGAGUUCAUUUUGAUUUGCUGGUUAAUAACAGAGGAGGCAAGUUCUUAAAAAGAAGCAUGCACAACUUGCCAUGCCCCGUGACAUGUUUUAUUUCAUACAUAGAACGUACAGGAUUACUUGAUAAUUUUCAACUGAUUAUGAUGUGCAGUAUUUAAUAUAGGCCUAUUUUGUUGUAUGUGUUGCAUAUUAUUCAAACGGAACAAACUGAGGCCUCUGUUACAAGUGGCAAAGCUUUCUGUGUAUAAUUUGUCUAAUAAACUUGUUUUCUACAGUGG